Prunus armeniaca (apricot) is the source of this 468-nucleotide messenger RNA. The record is from the annotation of a GenBank genome assembly. NCBI's taxonomy places the organism in Eukaryota, Viridiplantae, Streptophyta, Magnoliopsida, Rosales, Rosaceae.
AUGCACUGCAGAGCAGGUCUAGGUGGCGCUGAGAGGGUCUGGGUGGCACUAGGCGGUUCUGGGCGGUCUGGACGGCGAUGGGAGGGUCUGGGCGACGCUGGGAGGGCCUGGGCGGCUCUAGGAGGGUUCGUACACUUAAGUUCUGCAGGAGUUACCCGACCUGACAGGCCUGGACUUGAUCUAAGUAAACAACCUCCUGCUGUUCGCUUAAACAAGGAAUUGGAUUUUAUACUGACAUUCAAGUUGAAGCUCUUUCGAUUUUGUACAUUGAUAAGUUUUGGAGAUGGGGGAGGACUUAAUACGGGAAAUGGAAUACCAUAUACAAUUGUGAGGCCUUGUGCAUUAACUGAGGAGCCUGCCGGAACAGAUCUCAUUUUCAACCAGGGAGACAAUAUAACGGGUAAGAUAUCAAGAGAGGAGGUUGCUCAGAUUUGUGUUGCUGUUGUAGUGCUUAAUGGAACUGCUUGA